GAGCAAAACUUGGGUCAUCAUGGGUUUGCAACAUUAGAAUUGGGGAGGCUAUGAACUCAGCGCCAUCGACGGUGGAGGAACCAUGAAGAGGCUGAUCGCGUGUGGUGUGAUAUUCGACGAGUAUCAUAGCUCAGAUGCAGAAAUCGACGGCGAAGAAGAUCAAGUGUUCGAUCCCUAGCAGCAGUAGCAUUUCUCCCAACACGAGCCAGAAUUGGAUUCUCAAGGAGCUUCCCAUCCCGCCGCUUCGGGGUUCACUUAUUUCGUGUUCUUCAUGGAUGGAACUAGGGAGGUCGAUGAAGCAACUCUACGGGCAGCCAUUGCAUUACUUCACCAACUUCAUUCUCGGACACUGGGACGAGCUACGAACCGACACUGAAAAUCAACACCAGCCAUUGGAUCUCUUCAUCCACCCUAGUAAAGCUGAGGCAACCAUCUGGCUAGUUGAAGAGGUUCACAGGAAGAUCUCAUUCCUUCAUCAAAUUGCUAGGCUCAGGACUUCUGAUCCCUUGUACUGA
Molecule: messenger RNA, 515 nt
Organism: Linum tenue
Lineage: Eukaryota; Viridiplantae; Streptophyta; Magnoliopsida; Malpighiales; Linaceae
Source: the annotation of a GenBank genome assembly